Messenger RNA from Archocentrus centrarchus (flier cichlid), 3982 nucleotides. RefSeq names its product glycogen synthase kinase 3 beta, genome duplicate a (gene gsk3ba). Bases 781 to 2022 code for a protein of 413 amino acids. The record is from RefSeq and is a predicted model, not a curated record. Gene Ontology annotation, cellular component: cytoplasm; axon; nucleus. The transcript has 11 exons. Gene Ontology annotation, biological process: positive regulation of proteasomal ubiquitin-dependent protein catabolic process; cell differentiation; peptidyl-threonine phosphorylation. Gene Ontology annotation, molecular function: beta-catenin binding; tau-protein kinase activity; ATP binding. Lineage: Eukaryota; Metazoa; Chordata; Actinopteri; Cichliformes; Cichlidae.
ACCUAACAUGCGCAGCGACAAAGACUGCGAGCCCGAACCUAUGGGGAAGGAAUAAAAAAAGAAAUUCCGUAUCGUCGCACUCUGUACUUAAAGACCAUUAUUUUCGGAGGAGCUCGCUGUCCUGGGGCCUUCGUAAAGAGACCGAAAUUUGACUGAGACAAGGCCGGAUUUAGAGUCAGCGUGAGGCUGGUGAAUUCGCUGAAGAAGACUGUAGCAGCUGGCAGAUUUUCCGUUGGACGGUCUGUAGGCUAGGGUAUAGCGAGGGAGCCGCCAUGGCAGUCGGAUCAUUGAGCCUCCACAUCGGGAUAUGAAGUGGAACUGCAUGUGUCCCGAAUCGUUAAGAAAACGCCGCAUUUAUCCCCGAUCCGCACCGGAUCAGCAUCUGAACUAACUCUCUCUUCAUCUCUGUGAAAUUGAUUCCACACCCAGAAAGAAAUUAGCAUUGGUUUUAACAGUGGGGCCACAGGGAGAGGCCAGAUUCAUGACUAUUUUAGUCGGAUACGUGUCUUCAAAGGCCCGCUGAAAGAAAACCUGGAACACAAGGAGGAAACGAUGCUCUGAUUGACCAUCGGUGGAAUAGAAAGGGUCAUUUAUUGGCGAUACGAAGUAGUGUGAAGGAUCCAGGGGAUAAGGGGAUCUCUUUCUAGCUGACCUCCCUGUGAAUUACAGUGAUAUUAUUUUACUGUCAUCCUUUUUGGAUGAGAAGGUUCGGCGAAUCGAUCAGCUCUGCCGUUUAGCAAGUCACAGUCUCCGAGUCGAGGGAAUCAAAGGGAUUGGAUCAUGUCGGGUCGGCCCAGGACCACAUCCUUCGCGGAGAGCUGCAAACCAGUGCCGCAACCCUCUGCUUUCGGCAGCAUGAAAGUCAGCAGGGAUAAAGAUGGCAGCAAGGUAACGACAGUUGUGGCCACUCCAGGCCAAGGCCCUGACCGGCCACAGGAAGUCAGCUACACGGACACCAAGGUCAUCGGCAAUGGCUCUUUUGGUGUCGUCUACCAAGCUAAACUCUGCGACUCUGGGGAGCUGGUGGCCAUCAAGAAGGUCCUGCAAGACAAGAGGUUUAAGAAUCGUGAGCUGCAGAUCAUGAGGAAAUUGGACCACUGCAACAUAGUCCGCCUGCGCUACUUCUUCUAUUCCAGUGGAGACAAGAAAGAUGAAGUGUAUCUGAAUUUGGUUCUGGACUACGUUCCCGAGACUGUCUACAGAGUGGCCAGACACUACAGCCGAGCCAAACAGACUCUGCCAAUGGUUUAUGUGAAGUUGUACAUGUACCAGCUCUUCAGGAGCCUGGCCUACAUUCACUCGUUUGGUAUCUGCCAUCGGGACAUCAAACCCCAGAAUCUGCUGCUGGAUCCAGAGACGGCCGUGCUCAAACUCUGCGACUUUGGCAGUGCUAAGCAGCUGGUCCGCGGAGAGCCUAACGUGUCCUACAUCUGCUCUCGCUACUACCGAGCCCCUGAGCUGAUCUUUGGUGCCACUGACUACACUUCCAGCAUAGAUGUGUGGUCAGCCGGCUGCGUAUUGGCCGAGCUGCUCCUAGGACAGCCGAUCUUCCCUGGUGACAGUGGGGUGGACCAGUUGGUGGAAAUUAUUAAGGUUCUCGGCACCCCGACUCGAGAACAGAUCCGUGAGAUGAACCCCAACUACACCGAAUUCAAAUUUCCCCAGAUUAAGGCACAUCCUUGGACUAAGGUGAGUCAACAGGUGUUCCGGCCACGUACGCCUCCAGAGGCCAUCGCCUUGUGCUCCCGGCUGCUGGAGUACACGCCCACGGCCCGCCUAACACCCCUAGAGGCGUGCGCGCACUCCUUCUUUGACGAGCUGCGCGACCCCAGCGUCAAACUGCCCAACGGGAGAGAGAAGCCCUCGCUCUUCAACUUCACUACCCAGGAACUAUCUAGUAAUCCCUCUUUGGCCUCCAUACUCAUCCCUGCCCACGCCCGCAGCCAGGCUGCCGCCUCCACCCCAACCAAUGCGUCUGCCACCACAGCUGCUCAACUGAGUACUUCCUCUUCCUGUUCAUAGAUGGCAGCAGCACAGAGCGAGGUCCCACCACCACCACCGCCUCUGCCUCAGCUUCCAACUCCACCUCCUGAGCCCACAGAGCACCUGCCCCGCCCCGGUCUCAGCCCCAGCCCACAGCCUCUCCAUUGCUCUGGCCAGGGGGUGAGCUCUGCUCAGCUCUGCUCUGCCCUGCUCCUCUCCCUGACAGCAGCGGAGCGAUGCUGAAGCAGGCCGGGUUCGACAGCUAACUGACCACAAAACGAGCAUCCCCAAUCUGCCUCUUUAACCCCCAAACCGGCCUCCUCAUACAGCUGUUUGAACUCUUCUCCAUCCUCCGUCAAAGAUACCUCUCCGUGCCCUCUUAACGGGGACGUGAACCGCAGGGCCAGAGGUGUUGUCGACUGUACUAUUGAUAAAAGUACACUGUACAUGUAUACACAAUGCUAGCCUGCUAAUGUUUGUAAGAGGACAAUCUGUAGAAAAGUCCUAAGCUGUCCCCCUUUUUGCCCUAUUUCUCCCUCUAUAUCUGGCCUCCCUCUACAUUGUUCCAUUUUUCUGCAUCCUUUGACCUCUGACCCCUCUGUACCCUGGCCAACCCCUCUGUCCCCUGGCCAACCCCUCCCCCGCCCCAAAUGCCCCCUUUUGGUUCCUUCUGUAGUGCAUGGCCUGAGUAUGGUAGGAUCACCUGGGGGUCACCAAGCCCUCUCACCUCCACUUCUGCAGACAAGGCAUGAGGCUCACGCACGCGUAUACACACACACUUACACACACCCUCAGACACACACAAACAUACCCUCAGGCACACACACACAUACACACACCCUCACACACAUGGAUGCAUGAUGAUCCUGGUGUAUGUGGGAAGAAGCAGUCCUCUUUCUGAGGACGUUUGGACAGUGUUGUUUUGGUUUUUUUUUCCUCCUUUGCCCGGGGUUCUUUUUUUAAAAAGGUUAAGAAGCUGUUUUACUCAACGUUGUUUUUAAGUUUCAUUUCUUUUUUUUUGUUCUUCUGGGCAGAUGUCUUUUGGAUUGCCAUGUGUGAUGGAUGUGACAUGUAUCUGGUCCUGUGUGCUUGUAUAAUAUAUACAUACAAUACAAAACAAACAUGCAUACACAGUUUAUAUAUUACUUUUCCUUAUGUAUAAAAAGUAUAUAUAGAUAUAUGUAUAUUAACUACAAUGGUUCAGAAAUCAUUUAUGAUGAGCUCAUAUCUGGCAGAGCAGUGGCAAUAUUUGCUGCUGCCUAAAGACAAUAGGUUUAGAUAAGGUGGUGUUUUAUUUUUUCUGUUUUAUUUUUAUUUUAUUUUAUGUUUGCUGGAGUCUGGUUCGAUUCCAGCAGCCACUUCCCUGUGUUGUCUGUAUUAAGGCUGUAGAUGGAUUUAGGGCAUCGCUCUAUUCCCCCCCCCCCGUCUUUGUACUGACUCCGUCUGUAACGGCGUUUCUGUGACAGUGCAGCGUCUAGACAAACACGUUCUCCCGUCUAGAACCUCUCUCUCUUACCGUCUCUGUGAAGAAUUCGAGAUUCAUUUUCACCCUCGACUCUUGGCCGGGGUCUUUGGUGCACCGCCGCCUGCCUCGCGUGUCGUGACCACUGACUGAAUCGUUCGCCGAGCGUUCUUUCUCCUCCACCUGCAGCACAUAGAACCACUGGGUACAGUCUGACGAAUUGUCUUAUUUACGGAGAAUACUCACUACAUUUAAAAAAAAACAAAACAAACAAAAAAACAAAAAACAAACGAAAAAUGGAAAGAAAAAAACUGAAUUUGUAUAUACAGCAUAAAUGCUCCUCACCAAAAUCCUGACUUGUAUGACUUGUAUGUUGUUUUUUAUGUUAUGUUGAUUUUUUUUUUUUUUUUUCCAUGUUGUGUUCAAGGUAUGUAUAUAUGCAGACCCAUGUACUGUUUAUGAGCAAAAACAAAGAUGACAAAGGGUGAGGGAACGAAAUGAAAAAGACUUAAAAAAAAAAAAAAAACAGAAUCAGGG